UGGCUUAAUAGAAAUGCAGCACAACUGGCCCCAAGCGGGUGAUAUCUCUGAGCUGGACAUGCCUGCAGCAGCCCCCAGCCAGCACCAGGUGGGUGCUGUGCCCUCUGCAGCUGCUCUGCACCACUGCAGGGUGAGGGCACGGCCUGGCGAGGGGCUGCGGAGAGGCUGGGGGGAGCGGGAUCUCUCUGCCCUGGUGCCCGGGACCAGCCUCGUUAGCCCUCGGAGCAGAGCUGUGCCAUACCACCGUGAAGGGUGGGCAAAAUGGGAUGGGGUCUGCAACUUCCCUGCUGUCUGUGGGGCCAGGGGAGGACAGGAGCUUGGCAGGGACAGCCACCCUGGGUGCUCAGAUGGGUGCAAAGCCACACACCCCCAGACCAGGUGACGUUCCCUCACCCUCCUGCUCACCCCAGCACGGCACUGCCGAGCUCCAGGCUCUCCCCCAAAGCACUUUGCUCCCCCAAACAGCUCGGACACCCCAUUACCUCCUGCCUGGAGCCCCCCGCUCCCCAUUCCCUGCCCCAAACCAGAGCCCCCCGCCUUGGCCGGGGGCCGGUGCAGCCCUUACCUGCUGGGGGGGCCAAGUGGGAGCCAGAGGGUGCGCGAGCCGCCCUGUCUGCCACGGCACCGGGGCGCACUGCGUGCGGUGGGGAAGGUCACCACGGGCCACGUGGGAGGCUGCCUUGUGCAGCGCUCCUGCUCUCACCGCCUCCUCCUGAGGCAGCCGCAGGAGGGGACGUGGGACCCUCCAGCUAUGGGCUGCGGGGCCGUGGCCCCCCGACCUGAGCCCUCAGGGUGGGAAGGGGGCUGGGGAUGGAGGUGGAUGGGGACGCUGGUGGGCUGCACCCUCGGCACGGUGACCCCGUUGAUGCUGCCAUGUGGGAACCCACGGGGAGAGAGGGUGGCCCUGGGGACUCCUGCAAACAGCCCGUGGAGCUGGUGCUGCACGAGGGCUGGGCAUCCCGGUGUGUCCUUGUUCCCAAAACCAUCCCGGCAGCUCGGGGUCCCGACACCCACCCAGGCCCCGCUCAGCUGGCGGGGAAAGUGAGAGGAGGAGCAGCCGAAACAGCCUCCUCCAGCAGUGACAUUUAAGCCACCUUCUCUGUCGCUGUGUUGUGGUUAAACACGGCUGGGUGAAAACACCUUCCCCGGCUUGGCAAAGCGCUGCUCACAGUCAUCUGGGUACCGAGAGCCGGGGACGGCGGCGGGGAAGCACGCGGAGCUGCUGACGUUGGAUGGGCGGCCGGGCCGGGGAAGCAGGGCUCACCGUGGGUGCCUGCCCCGUCACCCCGGUGUGGUCACACAGCCCCGGCCCCGAGGAGCUGAGGGAUGCUCAGCACGGUGCUGAAGGCACCACGGGGCUGGGAGAGAUGCUCGCAGCCAGGACCGCAGAGGAGAGGAGCUGCCUGCCCACCGUGCGAGGUAGGGAUAGCUGCUUGUUUCUGCCCCGCUGCUUUUCACCAGCCUUUUGGUUCCUUCACGGCUUGGUUUUCCUCCUCUCUGGGCAGGAGGGGAGGAAGGGAGCGCUUCAAAUGGGAAGAUGCCAUCGGGGAUUGAAGUGUGGGAAGUGUGCAUGCAUGCUCACGUACGGACACAAACGCAAGGAGGUCUCAGUUCAGCCACAACAAGGUUUUAUAGCUCACACCCGCACAAGGCAGCCCUCCAAAGCUGCUCGUGGCAGUGGUGUGGUGCUCUCCUCGGCAGGUCCCCGAGUGCGCUGGGCUCACCUCCUCGCCUGGUCUCCCCCCAUGAUGUGCCCAGCUGAAUGAAGCACGUGGCAGUGCAGCCGUGUCCUGCUGCCGCCCACAUCCAGCGGUCGGGCACGGGUAAAUGUGGGUAAAUCUCCCCCAGGGCUGUACCCGGACUGCUGGGCUUUGGCCCUACUCAGGUUCGCUUGCUGCCGGCUUGUGGGAUGAUGGAAGAAGGAACGGGAUGACCCUCGACCUGCAGACCUGGCCCUGUGCCCUGUCCCUUCUGCGCUUCAGAGCUGCUCCGUGCACCCGCCCUGCCCCCAGGACCUGCUCGAGGACAUCCAUGGUCAGGCUGGAGACAUGGGGGACCAGCCCUGCCCGCUGGGCAGCAGGGAUCCAAAAAGCCAUCUCCGCAAGGUGCUGAAGGAGCUGUCGCUGCUCAGGCUGCUGAAGCGCACGAACCGCAGGAUCCUGCGGCUGCAUGCCGUGGCCGUGCAGUGCUGGCACUCGCUCGCAGCGCAGAGGCUGCCCGGCCUCCUGCCGGUCCCUCCCAGGAUGUGCCACCUCACACCAAAGCCACAGGAGGUCACGGAGGAGGCCGUCGGCAGCCCGGCAACCAACGCCACCAGCAGCAAGGAUGUGCCCAUGGACCCCGAGACGGGGACCCCGCUGGGGGACCCCCAGCCACUCGCCAAGAACUGGGGGGCUGGCGAGGCCAAGAAGGACAUGCUGGGGACCCUGCCCCAGCGCUUCCACUUGCCAGCCCCCAAAGUGCUCUGCCGGCCGUCGGCCCAGCGCUGGGUCAAACCCUGCUGCACCCGCUCCUGCGGCGAGAGCCUGGAGCAGGUGCUCACCAUCCGCUACCCGCAGUGAGGGCGAGGCACCGCUGCCAUCGGUACGAACCCCAACGUGCAGCGUGCCCUGCUGGCUGAGCGGGGGUCUUUCUGCCUCGGGGACCCCCAUUAAGGCCCAGCUCGUUAGCGAGGUGGCCGUGCUGCUGGCUUUCC
Cygnus atratus (black swan) is the source of this 2695-nucleotide messenger RNA. It is a transcript of the gene TP53TG5, whose product is annotated as TP53 target 5. The coding region runs from base 2049 to 2561 and encodes 170 amino acids. NCBI's taxonomy places the organism in Eukaryota, Metazoa, Chordata, Aves, Anseriformes, Anatidae. The transcript is spliced from 4 exons. The record is from RefSeq and is a predicted model, not a curated record.